AUGGCGGCUGCUGGUGAUGAGAAGCUGUACCUUCUGGUGGCGUGUGCCCUGCUGCUGCUCCUUGCUGUGGGGUGCCAGGCCAGCCCUCUGCAGAUCGGGUUCUACCACGACAGGUGCCCCGAGGCGGAGGCCAUCGUCAAGGGCGUCAUGAUGGAGGCCAUCUCCCAGAACCCCGGCAAUGGCGCCGCCAUGAUCCGCAUGCUCUUCCACGACUGCUUCGUCGAGGGUUGUGAUGCUUCGGUCCUCCUGGACCCGACCCCGUUCAGCCCGAUGCCAGAGAAGCUCAGCCCGCCCAACAACCCCUCCCUGCGCGGCUUCGAGCUGAUCGACACCAUCAAGGAUGCCCUCGAGGCGGCCUGCCCAGACGUUGUCUCAUGCGCCGACAUCAUCGCCUUUUCGGCCCGCGACGCGUCCUGCAUCCUCAGCGCCGGCAAGGUGGACUUCGAGGUGCCAUCCGGCCGCCGCGACGGCACCUUCUCCAACGCCUCCGAGCCGCUCAAGUUCCUCGCCCCGCCCGCAUCCAACCUCAGCGACCUCGUGGACAGCUUUGUCGUCAAGGGCCUUGACGUGGAGGACCUGGUCAUCCUCUCUGGAGCGCACACCAUCGGGCGCUCCCACUGCUCCGCCUUCGUGCCCGACCGCCUCAACGUCUCCUCCGACAUCGACGGCGGCCUUGCCGCAUUCCUGCGUGGCCAGUGCCCCGCAGACGCCGCCUCGGGCGGCAAGGACCCAACGGUGAUGCAGGACGUGGUGACCCCAAAUGACAUGGACAAGCAGUACUACAACAACGUGUUGUCGCACACGGUGCUCUUCACCUCUGACGCGGCACUCCUGACGUCGGAGGAGACGGCCAGGAUGGUGGUGGACAACGCCAACAUCCCCGGGUGGUGGGAGGACAGGUUCGAGAAGGCCAUGGUGAAGAUGGCCGGCAUUGAGGUCAAGACCGGCGACCAGGGACAGAUCAGGAAGAACUGUCGCGCAAUCAACUACUACUAA
Molecule: messenger RNA, 996 nt
Organism: Triticum turgidum subsp. durum (durum wheat)
Lineage: Eukaryota; Viridiplantae; Streptophyta; Magnoliopsida; Poales; Poaceae
Source: the annotation of a GenBank genome assembly